UUUCGCCCGAAUUCUUCUCAAGAGAGGAAUUGUUGUUUUACUUUGGCCCAACUUCAUUGAAAACUUCCGAAGAACUUUGACAAAGAACGACAAAAACGUUGCCAUGGCACCCCGGGUGCUGCUGCAGGCUCUGAGCCUCUUGGCGCUCAUUUCCCUCUCUGUGACGGCCGCAAGGACUCACAGAAGAAAGCGAGAUUUCUCACAACAAACUCAAGUCUGCUCUCCUCUGCCAGCUCCCCAAAAUGGGCGAAUACAGUUGUGCUCAGGACAUGUCUGGAUUCACCUGCACAGCCACUUGCUUGUCCGGUUACCAGUUUGAGAACAAGGCACAGUCAGUUAAGCUUACAUGUGAUGACUUUAAUGGGACAUGGCUAAAGGGGAGGACAUUUCCACAGUGUCUUCCAAUCUGUUCCCCAAAUUGUCUUAAUGGAGGCACGUGUAAGACGCCAAACUUCUGUGCCUGUCCACGGGAAUUCAGGGGUCCAGUCUGCCAGUUCUCAACAAGCCUGUGUCCUCACCUGACCCUCCCGUAUGGGGAAGAGUCCAUUGUUUGGAGGACAGGACGUCUACACACGGUGUAACAUCUCGUGUCUGCCCGGCUAUCGCUUCGAGACUCCGCCCAAACCCGUUGUACUUGUCAAGUUGAUGGCACGUGGGACGCGGACAUCACCACCUUUCCAAACUGCG
Liolophura sinensis is the source of this 687-nucleotide messenger RNA. RefSeq names its product protein kinase C-binding protein NELL2-like. The coding region runs from base 243 to 581 and encodes 112 amino acids. The record is from RefSeq and is a predicted model, not a curated record. The transcript has 6 exons. Lineage: Eukaryota; Metazoa; Mollusca; Polyplacophora; Chitonida; Chitonidae.